AUGGUCAUUGUCUGUGUUCACUACUCCCACCCGAAAGAAAGGAUGCUGGAGGAUGAGUGCUCAGAACUCUUGAAGGACAUUGAUGAUCUGGAGCUCACUCUGGCUAAAGUGGAGAAGGAAAAGCAUGCCACAGAGAACAAGGUAAACACUUUUCUUUGUCCUUGUGUUGUUAAAACUCAACUUAAUUGGUUUGGUGGAAAGUUUGGAGGGAAGAGUAAUGACACUGCUGUGCUGGAGGCUCAUCAGCAAACUCUGGAUGACCUGCAGAGUGAGGAGGACAAAGUCAACACGCUGACCAAAGCCAAACUCGAACAGCAAGUUGAUGAUGUGAGUAAUGAGAAGGUGAGAAUGGACCUUGAGAGAGCCAAGAGAAAGCUGGAGGGAGAUUUAAAGUUGACCCAUGAGAGCCUAAUGGACCCGGAGAAUGAUAAGCAGCAGAUGGAGGAGAGAAUGAAGAGGAAGGACUUUGAGAUAAGACAACUCAGCAGCAAGAUUGAGGAUGAGCAGGCCAUGAGUGCCCAGCUUCAGAAAAAAACUGAAGGAUUUGCAGCCUGUUAA
Molecule: messenger RNA, 558 nt
Organism: Oncorhynchus keta (chum salmon)
Lineage: Eukaryota; Metazoa; Chordata; Actinopteri; Salmoniformes; Salmonidae
Product: myosin-6-like
Exons: 5
Coding region: 1-558 (185 amino acids)
Source: RefSeq, a predicted model, not a curated record